Messenger RNA from Perca fluviatilis (European perch), 1478 nucleotides. Its product is annotated as placenta-specific gene 8 protein-like. The record is from RefSeq and is a predicted model, not a curated record. Gene Ontology annotation, biological process: positive regulation of transcription by RNA polymerase II. Bases 944 to 1258 code for a protein of 104 amino acids. Lineage: Eukaryota; Metazoa; Chordata; Actinopteri; Perciformes; Percidae. The transcript is spliced from 6 exons.
CUGUUGUCAAGUUGUUUUUCCCUCAUGGUUUUCUCUUGUUAUGGCCAAUGAUGCUUAAGGGCUUGUUAAUGCCAUUUAUUUAUUUUUGUUAAACAUGUUUAUAACAUGAAUCAUCACACUAAAGUAAGGAAAUAACUUGAGUCUUGUUUUACAUGACAGAUGACGUUGUCAGUGAACAAGUUCUGUGGCCGAGUAUUGAUUGAAACUGUCGGGCAGUGGUGUUGAUCUAUAUUAGUGAAAACUUAAAACAAUUGAACAGAAUUGUGAAAUAUUCGACCUCAUGUUAUACGAGCAGAACUAAACUAUGUUUUGGGGAAAUAUGAGAUUCCUGACCACUUUUACAGUCUAUAGGCCUUAGGUUAGGAGAGAUGCGCUAUAGCGCAGCCAGGUAUGGUGCGUAAUGGAGAUUCCAAAGCGCUCUUCUUUUGGUCAGAACCAAGGAGAGCGAUCGCGGAUAGGUCCGUCCUUUUCACCGACAAUUUUUACAAUGCAACAACAUAUUUAAAGAGCAUCAAGCUAUUACAAUGUUUAUUAUGUAAGCACAUAUAGUAUAUAUAAUAUAACAGUAUAUUAGUCAGUCAUUUGUAUUAGGUUAAACAGUGAUUUGAUAACGUUUUUAAUUUAAGGCCCACCCACAAUUGGUCUGGCCCAUCCAAAACUGGAAUCCUGGCGCCGUGCCUGUAUCAGCUAUCACCAGUUGAAGAAGAGAUAGUAUGAAGAAUAUUUUGCCCCAUUGCCUACCCAACAACUUAGCAGCUCAGGCUGUGUAAAGCCAGUUAGGCUAUCUCCACUCACCAUCCGCUGUGGUGGCUUUCUGGCGAGGCAUCAGCAUGGCAGCGAACUCCUGCAGCUGGUUUCCUCUGAUAAUACGGUCCAGUCUGUCGUCCAGGAGCCUCUCUGGUCAGUUUCACCGUCCUUUAACCAUCUGAGUAUUGUCCUGAUCAUGGCUGUGACCAACCAACCAGGCAGCUACGCACCCUCGGAGUUCCAGACAGGCCUGUGUGAUUUCAGCGAUGACUGUGGAACUUGCUGGUGUGGUUUGUUCUGCUACCCAUGCCUCAGCUGCACCAUCGCCAGAGACAUGAACGAGUGCUGCCUGUGUGGUCUGACCUGGGCGACCCGCAGCGUCUACAGGACCAAAUACAACAUCAGAGGGUCACUGUUAAAGGACUUUAUUGUGCACAUAUGGUGUCCAUGCUGUGCCACCUGCCAACUGAGGAGAGAUAUCGACCGCAGGAAGGAGCAAGGCAUUUUCUGAACAGCUACAAUCCUCUGAGGGAAAUGACAUUCAUCUCUUCCAGUCUGUUAAACGUUAGUCAGCUGCCCGGGACACAACCUGGGAGUGGAAAACAACAUCCUGAUUUAUUGUUACAGUUGUAAAAAAGAGGUUUUAAAAGUUGUAUCUGUGCUGUCGUCUGCAGUUGACAGGAUGUGGAUUCUGUGUGUUUACUGUAAAGGUGUUCUUUAAAUAAAUAAAA